UUGACAGGGACACACAAUUUGUAACGAGGAGGCAGAGGUCACAUCCGGUUUCUGUUCGGCUGUCCGCGUACCGCUGAAGUUCGCAGCCGGACUCGCUGUGGCUGGGACAGAAAGUUAAGGCGAAAGAAACACUGACCUUUAACUCUGUGGCAGUGGUAGAACUUGCGUACUUUAACGGCCGUCUUGUACCGGUGAGAAUUAAAAAUGUUUUCCUUGUCAAUGACGGUCCAACCACAGGUGACUGUGCCUCUCAGCCACUUCAUCAACGUCCUGCACUCUCUGAAGAGCUCAGUGGGAAGCAGCAGCAGUGCCACCUGCAAAUCCAGAAAACACAAGGAGCAUGACUCAGACUCAGAACUACACUGCGCCGAGUCCAUGUGGAACCUGCGGGAGCUUGGAUUAUCCGACCUGGGAACACAGCAGCUGGAUGAGCUUGUGAACUGUGUGUUUCCACGCUUGAGCACUCAAGAGGCACCGCUUCCAGUGAGUGGUCAGAAAGCCUGGAGGACCUCCCAUCUUUCUACACACUCCUUUUUCUACAACAAGCAUGGGUUCUCAUGUGGUCCCAUGCCAAUGUCAGCCCACGUUUUUUCCAGGCAGCAACCUUCACCUCUUCAGUCUAUCUGCACAGAGCUACAACACUGCCCAGUGCUGGUCCAGAGCAGAGGCUUUAAAACUCUAAAGAGCAAAACCAGACGACUGCAAACAGCCUUCGAUCGCCCUGUGGAAUCUGAGGGGUUCACGCCAUCGUUUAUGAAGGGUUUUCUUUCCCGUGACAAGGGGAUUGAAGUGGAAAGUCUAGACAGCCUGUUGAAGAACAAGAACAUACCCGAUGGACAACAGGAUGCUUUCAAGAGGGGCUUUGCUGAGGGUUUCCUGAAAGCUCAAGCCUUGACACAACGCACACAGGACUCUCUGAGGAGGACUCGUCUCAUCCUGCUGGUGCUGCUUCUUGUUGGGCUCUAUGGUAUCUCCAAAACCCCCUUCCUAUCGGUGCGGUUCCGAACCACAUCAGGCCUGGACUCUGCAGUGGACCCUGUCCAGAUGAAAAACGUGACAUUUGAGCACGUCAAAGGAGUAGAAGAAGCUAAGAAUGAGCUGCAGGAAGUGGUGGAGUUCCUGAAAAACCCACAGAAGUUUACUGCACUGGGAGGAAAGCUGCCAAAAGGUGUGCUACUGGUUGGCCCUCCGGGGACUGGUAAGACCCUACUGGCCAGAGCGGUGGCCGGAGAGGCGGAUGUACCAUUCUACUACGCCUCUGGGUCGGAGUUUGAUGAGAUGUUUGUUGGAGUGGGAGCCAGUCGCAUCAGGAACCUUUUCAGGGAGGGCAAAGCCAAUGCUCCUUGUGUGAUCUUCAUUGAUGAACUGGACAGCGUGGGUGGGAAAAGGAUCGAGUCUCCCAUGCACCCUUACUCCAGACAGACUAUCAACCAACUACUUGCUGAGAUGGAUGGGUUUAAACCAAAUGAAGGUGUGAUCAUCAUUGGAGCAACAAACUUCCCUGAGGCUUUAGAUAAUGCCCUGAUCCGCCCAGGACGUUUUGACAUGCAGGUGACUGUCCCCAAACCAGACGUGAAAGGACGCACAGAGAUCCUCAACUGGUACCUGAAGAAGAUUAAGGUGGAUCAAGCUAUUGAGGCCAGUAUUAUUGCCCGGGGCACAGUGGGCUUCUCCGGCGCUGACCUGGAAAAUCUGGUCAAUCAGGCAGCCUUGAAGGCAGCAGUUGAUGGCAAAGACAUGGUCACUAUGAAGGAGUUGGAGUUUGCUAAAGACAAAAUUCUCAUGGGCCCUGAGAGGAGGAGCGCAGAAAUAGACAAGAAGAACAAGCUCAUUACAGCGUACCACGAAUCGGGCCACGCAAUUGUAGCUUACUACACCAAAGAUGCCAUGCCGAUCAACAAGGCUACUAUCAUGCCCAGGGGCCCUAGUCUGGGACAUGUGUCCAUGCUUCCGGAGAAUGAUCGUUGGAGUGAGACUCGCUCUCAGUUACUGGCCCAGAUGGAUGUUAGUAUGGGCGGCCGUGUAGCAGAGGAGAUUAUAUUUGGCCAUGAAUACAUUACAACCGGAGCAUCAAGCGACUUUGACAGUGCUACCAAGAUUGCUAAGAUGAUGGUAACCAGAUUUGGAAUGUGCGAAAAGCUGGGUGUGAUGACCUAUACUGACAUGACACAGCAGAGCCCAGAGACACAAGCAGCUGUGGAGCAGGAAGUCAGGGUGUUACUUAAGGAGUCUUAUGAGCGUGCCAAAGCCCUGCUGAAGUCUCACGCCAAGGAGCACAAGAACCUGGCAGAUGCUCUGCUCAUGUAUGAGACGCUGGAUGCCAAAGAGAUCCAGCUGGUCCUGGAGGGCAAGACCCUGGAGACGAGAUGAAACCAAGGACCGCAACAAUCACAUGGGGAAGCAACAGGGAAGGGGUCAUAUUUGUGAGAUUUCAGGCAUUACGGUAUGGACUCAGUUUUUGAGCAGUAAAUCAGAGAAGUAAGAAGUCGUGGCCUUGCCCUGCAUUCACAAAGUCUCUCGACAAGUGCUCUCGUGGGAAAUGUCAUAUCUUCAUGCUGGUCACCUUCAUGGAAUCUCAUCAGUAUUCCCAGACAAGUAGCUUUGUUAUUUGAAACUUAAACAUGACUUUUCCUGUGUUCAGAGGUUAGCAGAUGUACAGUAUGUUUCACAGGUUCAUUGUAUGUUGUAAAGGUUAAAAGGUCAAAUGUCUAAUGUUAAGGAUGUUGCUCAGGUCACUUUAUCAGCUGGUGUUAGAAAAUAAUACAAUAAUAAUAAUGAAUGUAAAUAUGCACCUCAAGUGUAAAAACAGCGUCUGUAUAGAAUUCCUUUAUCUUUUUUUUUUUUUUUAAUUGGAUCCAAUUGUGAUUAGCCAAGUCUUUAUAGAUUCCUAUUCUGUCAAUGGGAAAUGCUGAGCAGUAUAUACCAUUAACCCAAAGAGUUACUGUGUAAUCAUGGCCACCAGAAUUGAACUUAAUCUCAGCUCAUUUUUGUUAGUCGUCUCUCUGUGUUCAUAUCUGUUAUUUGUGAAGUACAUCUUCAAUGUCAGGCCGUACUCUCUAUUUCAGCUUGUUAUUCUCAAGUUAGCACCUAGAAUUGUGAUUUCUUUCCAUUAGAGUCUUUGUGUCUGGGAUGUUUGAAAAGAUCAUGCAUAUAUAUAUACAUUCUCCUGUCAUGCAGUUACCCUCUGCUUGUGUCCCUGUUGCUUAUUUUUAAAGGUGGCCUUUUGGGGAAUGUCCUGUAAGUGUAUAUUUUUUUCCUUUUGAAGUAGGAAGUGUAAAAAGUUAAGCUACUACGUCCCAGCACUUUGGAUAAGUGAACAAAUUGAAAAUGCAUAUGUGCGCUCUUCCUGUGAUUCAUUUCAUUUAUGCUGUGCGUACAGAUUGAACAAAAACUGCUGCUCAGCCUCAAAAAGCAUUGCAAGAAAUAAAGGCUGCGUUUAUGUAGUUAUAGAGUAUUGGAAUCUUUAGGAUUUAAAGUUGUAAUGUUGGCUUAAUUUAUUAAAAUAUUCUGAGUUUGGCUUCUGAAAAGCCUCUCAGCAAAAAAUACUAGUUUUUCUUGUAACUGCAAAUGAGUGGAUUUGGCCGGUUCUUUCAGUUACUGUCCAUUGCUGUCUGUGAAAGAAGAUGUCAGACAAACAUCACAUUUAUGUGUAACAGUUAAGUUAGUCUAAUUGUAAAGAGGCAUCCAUGAUUCUUAAUGACAUUUCUUCAGCAGAGUUUGUGGAUUGAAAUUUGCAGUUUUGUGUCUGUUAAAAUGUUGAAUGUCUUCAUUUUACAUUGAAGGGUUAAAGCAGCAACAGUGUAUCUAAUCCUUACUUUAGCAAUUUAAACAAAGUAUGGCUCUUGUCAUGAUUACCACCAGCAUAUGUUAAAACGUAGUGUUAUCUUGGUUUUUUGCUUCAGUUGGACACAACAUUUGUUCUGCUUAUUGGCCUUUUACCCAUGUUUAGUUGUAUAUAGGAUUGGGGUGUGAUGGGUACAUUGUAUAUAGAUGUAUAGUAAUGCUUGUAUGCUGUGUACACACUGAAUAGCUUUCUGCUGAUUGCCAAAAAUCUCUCAACAAUGUGAUGGCAAUGCUUAAUGAACCUUUGUGCAGCUGAAAUAAAUAAAAAGAAUCCCAAAGAAAAACUUGUAA
Xiphias gladius (swordfish) is the source of this 4134-nucleotide messenger RNA. It is a transcript of the gene yme1l1b, whose product is annotated as YME1-like 1b. The record is from RefSeq and is a predicted model, not a curated record. Gene Ontology annotation, cellular component: mitochondrial inner membrane. Gene Ontology annotation, molecular function: ATP binding; ATP-dependent peptidase activity; ATP hydrolysis activity. Bases 205 to 2370 code for a protein of 721 amino acids. Gene Ontology annotation, biological process: mitochondrion organization; protein quality control for misfolded or incompletely synthesized proteins. NCBI's taxonomy places the organism in Eukaryota, Metazoa, Chordata, Actinopteri, Istiophoriformes, Xiphiidae. The transcript has 18 exons.